UCACGCCACGUCCGCUAGCGCCUGCGCAUUGCCCCGGAAGCAAGAUGGCGGCCCCCAGCGGAGGCUUCUGGACGGUGGUGGUCCUGGCGGCCGCGGCGCUCAAGUUGGCGGCCGCUGUGUCCGAGCCCACCACCGUGCCAUUCGACGUGAGGCCCGGAGGUGUCGUGCAUUCCUUCUCCCAGGACGUAGGACCCGGGGACAAGUUUACAUGCACAUUCACUUACGCUUCCCAAGGAGGGACCAAUGAGCAAUGGCAGAUGAGCCUGGGGACAAGUGAAGACAGUCAGCACUUUACCUGUACCAUCUGGAGGCCCCAAGGAAAAUCCUACCUCUACUUCACACAGUUCAAGGCUGAGUUGAAAGGUGCUGAGAUCGAGUACGCCAUGGCCUACUCCAAAGCUGCAUUUGAGAGAGAAAGUGAUGUCCCCCUGAAAAGCGAGGAGUUUGAAGUGACCAAGACAGCAGUGUCUCACAGGCCUGGGGCCUUCAAAGCUGAGCUCUCUAAGCUGGUGAUCGUAGCCAAGGCGGCACACUCGGAGCUGUGACCUCCCUGUCACAGCCUUCACGAUGUCUUUCCUCAGACACACUUGCCUGGACUACUCAUCUAGGGCACUGGUCCUGUAGGAGCUGACACUGCCUUGCUCAGGUCACACGGUGUCGUCCCACAGAACUCUCUGAGCCCUGUCGCCCAUUCCCCCAGGGAAGGUGCAGGGUGUGUGCAGGCUGGGAUGGACGGACUUCCUGCUUUCCUCAAGUCAAGACGUCACUUGGUUUCCCCUCUGAGCCACAGAUGAGUGUCUCCAUCCCAGGACCACUUUCUAACCCCACCCAGGGCAGCUCCACUCAGAAGGAUGGGAAAAGAGAACAAAUAAAUAAGUAACCACCUUAGCAGAGGCUCUGUGGGGUCAGACUCA
This is a messenger RNA of Arvicanthis niloticus (Nile rat), 914 nucleotides long. RefSeq names its product myeloid derived growth factor (gene Mydgf). The record is from RefSeq and is a predicted model, not a curated record. Gene Ontology annotation, biological process: positive regulation of endothelial cell proliferation; positive regulation of angiogenesis. NCBI's taxonomy places the organism in Eukaryota, Metazoa, Chordata, Mammalia, Rodentia, Muridae.